UCCCCGAGCAGGUCUCGGUGCUCUAUUUCGCCAGGAGCGCGGAGCUGGCGGGGCUGCGCUGCGAGGCCCUCUCGGUGCCGCGGCAGAUCACCGCUCUGCAGCUCUGGGAGGAGAUCGUCAAGGUUCACCCAAGGCUUGCUGUCAUCCGGGAUCAAGUAGUGUUUGCUGUUCGGCAAGAGUACGUCCUUCUUGGAGAUCAGCUCCUGGUCCUGCAGCCUGGAGACGAGGUUGCCAUCAUCCCACCAAUUAGUGGUGGCUGAAUGUGCCCAGGCUCUGUUAGACUUUCCUCCCAGGAAGGAAUCUGAUUGUGUUCAAAAACAGGUCAUUGCAUGAUAUUUGCAGUUAAUAUUCUCUUGGCAAGUCUGCUGAGAGGUGAAUUUGCCAUGGAGUCUGGCCUCUUUUCUGGUGAGCUAUGGAUGAAAGCGAAGAUGUGCCGAAAGAUCUUAUCAAGCUCAAGUCUGAAAAGCUCUCUGUAGAUGAAGUGUCAGAGCUGGUCAUUUCACCGUACUGUGGGGCAGUGUCUCUCUUCAUUGGUACUACAAGAAAUAAUUUUGAAGGGAAAAAAGUGAUUAAUUUAGAAUAUGAAGCAUAUACUUCAAUGGCAGAGACUGAAAUAAAGAAGAUCUGCAGAGAUGUUAGACAGAAAUGGCCAUCAGUCAAGCAUAUUGCAGUGCACCAUAGACUUGGUGUGGUUCCAGUAACUGAAGCAAGUGUAAUUAUUGCAGUCUCUGCUCCACACAGAGCAGAAUCCCUUGAAGCUGUCAUGUAUUGCAUCAACGCCUUAAAAGCAUCCGUCCCAAUAUGGAAAAAGGAGAUUUAUGAGGACGAAUAUUCUUGGAAAGAAAACAAGGAAUGCUUUUGGGCAAAUUCAGAAAAAUAACUGUACUCUUUUAAAAAUAAAGUGUUACUGUUCCUAAUGAGC
Molecule: messenger RNA, 922 nt
Organism: Leptosomus discolor (cuckoo roller)
Lineage: Eukaryota; Metazoa; Chordata; Aves; Leptosomiformes; Leptosomidae
Source: RefSeq, a predicted model, not a curated record